AUGGCCGAUGAUAAUCUCAACUUGAAUGAAUACAAUGGCGGUCCUAUGGUGGGCACGUGUAUAGCAUUCCUCAGCUUGACAUGGCUGGCCGUGGGGCUGAGGACAUACACGAGGGCAGUGGUGAUUAAGAGUGUCCAAGAGGAUGACUGGCUCAUGCUCUUGGCUCAGGUCAUCUUCACCCUCUCCUGCGCCUUCGUUUUUGCUGGUGUGCAAGAUGGAAUGGGAAGACAUAAUGCUGCCAUUACUGAUGAUGAAAAAAAAGUCUCGGCUCUGAUGUGGCAAUCAUUGGCCACCGUCACAUAUAUCAUCAACAUGAUGUUCAUCAAGAUGAGCAUCGGCAUCUUUCUCCUGCGCGUUUCUGCCCGAAAAGUCUACAAUUGGAUCAUAUGCGUCAGCCUGGUCAUCAUCGGCAUAUGGAGCCUCGUCAUCUUCUUUUUCGACAUCUUUCAGUGCAACCCUGUCCAGAAACAGUGGGAUUUUCGGAUUCAGGGAGGAAAGUGCGCAUCGCCCGACGACAUUAUUGCUGCUGCGUACGCUAUCAGCGUCAUGACAAUUGCAUCUGACUGGCUAUAUGCACUCCUUCCGAUACCUAUGCUGUGGUCGGUCAAGAUGACGAGCCAGGCCAAAGGAACUGUCAUUCUCAUCCUUGGCCUUGGAAUCUUCGCUAGCAUUGCCACUCUCAUCAGAAUCAAGUUCUUGGGCUCGCUUCAAGACACCAAUGAUUUGCUAUGUAUGUCCCAUCUCAACUUCUCGGCAACAGAUGUAAUGAUAUGGACCAUAAUUGAACCCGGAGUAGCCAUUGUUGCUUCCAGCCUUGCCACGAUCCGGCCUCUCUUACGCGCCAUGAAGAUUCAUGGCUUCGAAUCAACAGGACGCACGCGCAGCGCCCCCUCUGGCUACGCGAGACACACUGCUGAUGAUGGAAACAUGGCCACCAUCGGCCAAGCCUUUGGACCCAAUGAUGUUUCUCUAAAGCGCGUCGAACCCAGCUACGAUACAGCAGCACCAGACCCUUCGACAAAGACGACCAUUGGCUUGACCUUUGACCAGUCUCACACCAGCAGGGGGACGCCAGCUCGACUGGAUACUCAGCAGCAGGGGAGCCGUGCCGACGACGGCAAGGAAUAUUCCCCGUCGCGCAGUGUCAACACAGCGACAUCACACGCCAAUACCAAUUCCUCCUCAUUCGACGACAUCCACAACCUUGAAGCCCAGAGCCAGGAAAACGGGUACUUUGAAUACGGCUCCGGCAAGAGGGGACGCUAG
Molecule: messenger RNA, 1266 nt
Organism: Trichoderma virens Gv29-8
Lineage: Eukaryota; Fungi; Ascomycota; Sordariomycetes; Hypocreales; Hypocreaceae
Exons: 6
Coding region: 1-1266 (421 amino acids)
Source: RefSeq, a predicted model, not a curated record